UCAAUGGUCAUGUGAUCAGCUGUGUCCAAUCACAGCCGAUUGCAUGGGACAUGUACACUGCUUAUCAGGGCACUGAUGAUCAGUGUGCCCUGAUGAUCUGUGUAGCCCCAGCAGUGCCACCUGUCAGUGUCCAUCAGUGCCAGCUGUCAGUGCUCAUCCAUGCCACCUGCCAGUGCCCAUCAGUGCCACAUCAAGUGCCCCAGAUCAGUGCCUACCAGUGCACAUCAAUGCCACAUUCCUUUCAGUGCUGCCAGUCAGUGCCACCUAUCAGUGCCACCUAUCAGUGCCAGUCAGUGCCGCCUAUCAUGUGUGCAUCAGUGCUGCCUAUCAGUGCCUGUCAG
Messenger RNA from Staurois parvus, 341 nucleotides. The record is from the annotation of a GenBank genome assembly. Lineage: Eukaryota; Metazoa; Chordata; Amphibia; Anura; Ranidae.